AUUUAACGCGUCUCUAGCGAUUGCUUGUAAAUAUUGAAUAAUUGGACUAAUUUGCCUUGGUGCUUUUUUAUUUGAAAACAUUGUUUCGCUUAAAGAGAAAAUAAUACGCAAUCGUUACGUUUUCGGGAUCGCUGAGAUUUUACAUGUUGUUUCAUGAAAAAUCGCUAUUUGUUCCGAGCGCCGGGUCACUGUGAUUUUAGUGUAAUGAAGAAACUGACCGUUUACGCGGCAAUCGUAUUGCGCAUUUUGUCCAUCGAAUAGGCUCCCAAAGAGCAUUGAACGCUGGGAACUGUCUUGCUUAAUUAAAAUACCUUUCUCUUUAAAUUGUGCCAUAAUCAUGUCGUGAAAAUGUCACAAAAUGAUUCCGAUGAAAUACGCAGUGCUGCCGAAUUGAUAAUAACUCAGUCACGUCUAAUGAUGCAAUCGCGCUUUGGCAAUCCUCCGAUUGAUAUGCCGCGCACUCAUUCGAUAAAUCUUAUAACUGAGGAAUUUCUUGGUGGUUAUAUGCAAGAUGGGCGCAUGUCGGUAGUGAGGAGAUUUUUCUGUUUAUUUGUAACUUUUGAUUUAUUUUUUGUUUCUCUAUUGUGGUUAAUAUGUAUAGUGAUUAAUGGUGAUAAUAUAUUUCAAGCUUUUCAAAAGCAAAUCGUACAUUAUACUAUAUAUACGUCGCUUUUCGAUGUAGUCGUUGCUGCAAUUUGCCGUUUUAUAAUAUUAAUACUAUUUUAUGCUUUGUUGUACGUAAAUCAUUGGUUCAUUAUAGCGCUAUCUACUAGCGGUUCGUGUCUAUUUUUAAUCAGUAAAGUUUUUUUAUUCGAUUUUCAGUGGGUGGACUCCAGGCAACAAAUUUUCGAAGUAAUUCUUAUUAUAACAUCUUUUGUGUUAGCUUGGGGUGAAGCUUGGUUUCUAGAUUGCCGAGUCAUACCACAAGAACGUCACGCACGCCGUUACUUUUCCAAUGGUACGACUUCUACUGAUCGCGCUCCCCAAAUGGCUCCUUUUCUAGCUUCAUACAAUGAAAGGCGUCCCGCAGAAAGUGUUGCAGAUUUUUAUUCUCCUUUAGAUUCCGCCCAUGACACCGAUGAAGAGGAAGAGCAGGAUGAAGAAUAUCAUCAAAUGGGCUUAGAUUGUGUGCGAAAAGCGUAUGAAUUGCUGCAAUGCACGGAUUGGAAAGUGGAAAAAGUAACUAAGAAAGGUGACACGAUUUGUAGCAUACAUCGGGAAAAAUUGGGUAAAAUCUAUAAAUUAACGGGCCGCCUAAAAUAUUCUCCAAAAGCUUUAUGUGAGGAAUUAUUUUAUAAAAUCGAAGGACAGCCACACUGGAAUCCUACAAUGCUUGAAUCGAAAAUUGUAAAAAAAAUUAACUCUUAUACUGACAUAACUUAUCAGGCGACCGUUGGCGGUGGUGGUGGCAUGAUUAAAAGUCGUGACUUCGUUAAUUUACGUUGCUGGCGUCUCUUUCGUCAGGGCAAAAUGUGUGAUGAUGGCAUUGCCAACGCAGAGGAGAGCAGUGAUGAGGAAAUACUGAAUGGUUCCUGCGAAGGAAGUGUCUCCACGGUAUCCGAAAGCGAAGGUUACGUAACUAGGAUGCCCGGUAGUGUGGGGAGCUGUCGUACAGAUCAUUGUUUAUCUGUACAGGCGCAGCGAUCAGAAGCUUUUCAAACUCUUAGUAGAAGCUUAGGAGCCAAAGAUUUCACGGAAGUAUUGCGUCUAGAUUUCGAUGAUCCUCCUCCGCUAGAGGAAGAAUUCGAAGAUGCCAAAGAGCAUUUAGAUGAAAAUCUGCAAAUUCAACAACAAACACCUACUACUGCUGCCUCUAAGCCUUCAAUUAAGGGAAAAGUAUGGAUUAGUGCCGCAAUUAGUGUCGAUUAUAAUAAAGUUCCGACAAUUAGUAAAUACACUAGAGGAGAAAAUCUUGUAGCUGGAUUUGCUAUGCAUCCGGUCGAUGGUAAACGUGAUGCUUGCAUAUUUGAGUGGAUCUUGUGUUUGGACUUGAAAGGCUACGUCCCACGUUACGUUCUAGAUACUGCUUACACAACAUUCAUGACCGAUUACAUGACUCAUUUGCGUAAAUAUAUUAAUGAGUUACGUCAAAAGCGUCGCCUAGUGCCUGGAAAAUAAGGUUUUUUAGAUUGUAUUUUAUUUUGUUUCCACUUCUUUUAUAUUAAGCAUAAAAUUGAUGUUUAUUUUGCUUUAAGUGUAAAAUUUAAGUUAAAAUAUAUAUAAAGAUAAGAAAAAGUAUAGAUCACAAACUGAACUGAAUAAACAUUCGAAGGCCACUUUUUUUUCUGUUUUUAUAUGUUAUCCAUUAAAUUGCACUUAUACAAUCCGUUAUUAUAUCUUUGAUUAUUGUAAGUCAAUAAGAAAUACUAUAAAUGUAAGGAAAAUAUUUUUUUUUUAAAUACAACCAAAAU
Molecule: messenger RNA, 2411 nt
Organism: Glossina fuscipes
Lineage: Eukaryota; Metazoa; Arthropoda; Insecta; Diptera; Glossinidae
Gene: Start1
Product: steroidogenic acute regulatory protein-like
Exons: 12
Coding region: 349-2118 (589 amino acids)
Molecular function (GO): lipid binding
Source: RefSeq, a predicted model, not a curated record